GCGGGCGGGAUGUUUGCAGUGCGCGUGCGCAGCCUGAAGACGCGCCGACGUAGUCUUUAGGCGCCAGCGAGCACCGGGGAAGAUGGCGGAACGCAGUCAUAAGUCCGUGCUAUUCGUGUGUCUGGGUAACAUUUGCCGGUCACCCAUUGCAGAAGCAGUUUUCAGAAAACUUGUAGCUGACCAAAAUGUCUCAGAUGAUUGGAGGAUAGACAGUGCGGCCACAUCCACAUACGAAGUGGGAAAUCCCCCUGACUAUCGAGGGCAGAGCUGCAUGAGGAAGCAUGGCAUCCCCAUGAGUCACACUGCCCGGCAGGUUACCAAAGAAGACUUUGCUACAUUCGAUUACAUACUGUGUAUGGAUGAAAGCAAUCUGAGAGAUUUAAAUAGAAAAAGUAAUCAAGUUAAAAACUGCAAAGCUAAAAUCGAACUGCUUGGGAGCUAUGAUCCACACAAACAACUCAUUAUUGAAGAUCCCUAUUAUGGAAACGACUCGGACUUCGAGCUGGUGUACCAGCAGUGUCUCCGGUGCUGCAGGGCCUUCCUAGAGAAGGCCCACUAGGCCAGCACUGCCCUCAGCCAAGCCAGCGACUCACCCCACUAGUCCUGUGCCUAAGUGUAGUGGCGUUCCUUAGCCCCAGCCCCUGUUGUUUCUUCAGCUGACUGACUCUUUCUUAUCUUAAAAGUAAUUGUAGGUGACAAUUAGUUUUAUUUAUCCAAGAAUAAAAAGUUUUUGUUUGAGGAAAUUAGUUGACUAGUUGAACUUCUCACUUUGCUGAUUACAAAACAGUGGAACAAGCAAAUGUGGGAGAACAAAAUACAACUCAGGAAGUAAUAAUGACUGAGCUCCAGAAGACCUGGACAGUUUGGUCUACCUGGCAUGUUGCCUGCCUAGCAAUGUAGCGCCACUGCUCCCUGUGUAUCGUGCUGACCUGGGCUCGUGCAGAGUCACAAUAGCUCUACUGAUAGCAGCUCCUCUGCCUACCGGAGAAAUGUUCUAGAUCAGUUUACUCACAGUACACACAUGUUUAAGACAGAAGCAAGGCAUGGGGUGCCUGUAAGUCCAGCACAGGGAAGCUGGGCAGGAGAAUCAUAAGUUCAAGCCAGCCUGGGUGAUAGCUUGCCUUAGGAUAACAACACAAAAUAAGGAAGAUUGGAUUGGUGAAAUAACUCUUUAGCCUUUUUACUGCUUGUUUCUUUGUGUCUAGUUCAUUUCAUGGGAGUAAGAUUAUUUGCUCCCAUUUGAGCCACUUUGCCUUGAAGAAUUGAAUUCUGUAUUGGAAGUACACUUGUUUGCAGGUUACCUUUGGUCAGUAGAGAGUAGGUUUUCCAUACACCUGCAACUCAUCAAGUGUCCAAAAGAAAGGACCAAAUGUGAAAAGUUUUAAAAAUUGCAGAGUCCCGUUACUUUGGUGUGCUGUAAGGGUAUGUUAGUGAUUGCUCUUUCACCAGCACUUAGUAACGCUCAGGCAAACAGCUAACUUUGGUGCGCCAUCAAUUAGCUCACCUCACACCAUAAAGAUAUUUCAGAAAAGACUGUCUUCAAAAUAAACUGUGGAGUUACAUAAGAUAAAUCUGGUGUUGGUCUGCUUUGUUAAUGACAAGUAAAAAGCAUUUGCAAACAU
This is a messenger RNA of Dipodomys spectabilis (banner-tailed kangaroo rat), 1622 nucleotides long. It is a transcript of the gene Acp1, whose product is annotated as acid phosphatase 1. The record is from RefSeq and is a predicted model, not a curated record. Bases 83 to 559 code for a protein of 158 amino acids. Lineage: Eukaryota; Metazoa; Chordata; Mammalia; Rodentia; Heteromyidae. Gene Ontology annotation, cellular component: cytoplasm. Gene Ontology annotation, biological process: protein dephosphorylation. Gene Ontology annotation, molecular function: non-membrane spanning protein tyrosine phosphatase activity; acid phosphatase activity. The transcript has 6 exons.